Molecule: messenger RNA, 1363 nt
Organism: Synchiropus splendidus (mandarinfish)
Lineage: Eukaryota; Metazoa; Chordata; Actinopteri; Syngnathiformes; Callionymidae
Product: GDP-L-fucose synthase-like
Exons: 10
Coding region: 356-1306 (316 amino acids)
Biological process (GO): nucleotide-sugar biosynthetic process
Molecular function (GO): GDP-L-fucose synthase activity
Source: RefSeq, a predicted model, not a curated record
CUUUCCUGGUUUGGUCAGUGUUUCUACAGCACUUUCCGUCAUCGCAUACAUGGUUUGAUCAAAAGCCGGGAUCCGAACUCGUGGCCGGGCCGUGACGUCACAUCCGGCGGCUGGGAGCAGCUCAACGUAGCCGGCCGCGCGACUGUAGCAGGUGAACCGAGUGUCGCGGCUCAGCUCGGCGGAGGAGGCGCCACCUGAGCCCGUCGCCCGUCUGACGUGGCGUCUCCGGGUCGAACAGUCGUGUGCGGGGAGAGUCGCGGAGCAGCAGGCGCUGACAGGACGUGAGGUGACGCCCAACGUGGUUGGUCACAUCCCGAUCCGGCGGCAGAGGAGACCAGGUGAGCCAGCCGCAGGCAUGAGGGUCCUGGUGACGGGCGGGUCCGGGCUGGUGGGCCGGGCCAUCCAGCAGGUGGUGCGGGAGGAGGAGGGCGGCGGCAGAGAGGGCGAGCAGUGGACCUUCCUUUCCUCGCAGGACGCCGACCUCAGGAGCAUGGAGGAGACUCGGGCGGUCUUCAGGAAGCACCGGCCCACGCACGUCAUCCACCUGGCCGCCAUGGUGGGAGGCCUGUUCAGGAACAUGAAGAGGAACCUGGACUUCUGGAGGGACAACCUCCACAUCAACGACAACGUGCUGCAGGCGGCUCAUGAGGCGGACGUGGUGAAGGUGGUCUCCUGCCUGUCCACCUGCAUCUUCCCGGACCAGACCAGCUACCCCAUCGACGAGAGCAUGAUCCACCGCGGCCCGCCGCACCACUCCAACUUCGGCUACUCCUACGCCAAGAGGAUGAUCGACGUGCACAACAGGGCUCAGUUCCAGCAACAUGGCCGCCGCUACACGGCUGUCAUCCCCACCAACGUGUUCGGGCCACACGACAACUUCAGCGUGGAGGACGGACACGUGCUGCCGGGCCUCAUCCACAAAGCCUACGUGGCUCAGAAGGAGGGCAGCCCGCUGGUGGUGUGGGGCUCCGGCGCCCCCCGCAGGCAGUUCAUCUACAGCCUGGACCUGGCACGCCUCUUCCUCUGGGUGCUCCGGGAGUACCCGGAGGUGGAGCCCAUCAUCCUGUCAGUGGGGGAGGAGGAGGAAGUGUCCAUCCGAGAGGCGGCGGAGGCCGUGGUGGAGGCGCUGGACUUCUCCGGCCCGGUGGUGUUCGACGGCAGCAGAGCCGACGGCCAGUUCAAGAAGACGGCCAGCAACGCCAAGCUGCGGCGCUACCGGCCCGACUUUGCCUUCACGCCCUUCAGCCGAGCACUGAAGGAGACCUGCGACUGGUUUGUGGCCAACUACGACUCGGCCCGCAAGUGAGCGAGUCUCUCCGACCUGUGCAAGUCUCGCCUGAGCCAGUAAAGUUCCAGUCAUGUU